CAACCAAUCGUAAUCGUUGCCUCUGUUACUUAAAAAAUAUUUCACCGAAAAUUAUAAUUUAAAGAGACAUGGCUGCUUAGUCUACAAUAAUAAGUGUUUAUAUUUUAAAAAAGAUUUCUGGCUUUUAUGCAAUUAAUAAGCCAUUACGAAGAUGUCUGUGUUUUUCGUAAAUACAAAUCAAGAUAGCGAAGUGGAAGGCGACUCAAAUGGUGACUUACAGAUUGCUUCACCAGGCAGUUCCGAGGCUCAACAAGCAUUGACUCAUUUCUGGCCAAAAGUUAUGGAGGAGAUAAAAAACAUCACAACUAUGGAUCUUAAAACGCAAUCUUUACCAUUGGCAAGGAUAAAAAAAAUCAUGAAACUAGAUGGAGACGUAAAAAUGAUAAGUGCAGAAGCACCUAUGCUUUUUGCCAAAGCAGCAGAGAUCUUUAUACAUGAACUAACUCUCAGAGCUUGGGUGCACACAGAAGAUAAUAAAAGGCGAACUCUUCAACGAAACGACAUUGCAAUGGCGGUUACAAAAUAUGAUCAGUUUGAUUUUCUUAUAGAUAUAGUACCCAGAGAUGAAAUAAAACAAAGUAAGGCACAGAAUGAGGCCACUGUGCGUACAUCUAUGAACUCGGAUCAAGUUCAUUAUUACUUCCAAUUGGCGCAACAACAAGCUUCGGCGAAUCAAGGUGUACAGAAUAGUGGCACUGCCACGCAACCUAUACAAAUUGUUCAACCUUCUAGCGGGCAAAUCCAGACCAUAAAUAUUGGCAGUCCGGUAGAACAAGAGAGCACCAACACUACUACAGCCCAAACGGUUACAGUACAAAGCCCACAGCAAUCAUCAAAUCAACAAAUUAUUCAACUGCAACAACAGCAACAGACGUCUACCACACAGGGCGGAGGAAUACAAAUCGUACAACAGAUUGUCACUCCUAGCGGCGAAAUUCAACAAAUACCUAUUCAAUUGACUCCCCAGCAAUUGCAGAUGAUUCGCAUGCAAGUGCAAGGCGGAAGUAAUCAACCGAUUAUAAUACAAACCGCUCCAAUUCAGACACAACCACAAUUAAUACAAGUUGCACAGGGCUCUCAAGCUCCAGUUUUUUUACAAGCCUCCAAUGCUGAUACCGAAUAAUAUUAAUUAUAACUUUCAUAUUAAUUAUAACUUUCAUAUUAAUUAUAACUUUUUUAGCUAUAUUUA
Mycetomoellerius zeteki is the source of this 1189-nucleotide messenger RNA. RefSeq names its product nuclear factor Y-box C (gene Nf-YC). The record is from RefSeq and is a predicted model, not a curated record. Gene Ontology annotation, cellular component: CCAAT-binding factor complex; nucleus. Gene Ontology annotation, biological process: regulation of transcription by RNA polymerase II. Lineage: Eukaryota; Metazoa; Arthropoda; Insecta; Hymenoptera; Formicidae. The transcript is spliced from 5 exons. Bases 152 to 1123 code for a protein of 323 amino acids. Gene Ontology annotation, molecular function: RNA polymerase II cis-regulatory region sequence-specific DNA binding; protein heterodimerization activity; DNA-binding transcription activator activity, RNA polymerase II-specific.